CUAAUGUCUAUCAGUGUGUUGGCAGUUUCUGCUUGGAUGAGGGACUACCUAAAUAAUGUUCUGACUUUAACUGCAGAAACAAGGGUAGAGGAGGCUGUCAUCUUGACUUAUUUUCCUGUCGUCCAUCCGGUCAUGAUUGCUGUUUGCUGUUUCCUUAUCAUUGUGGGGAUGUUAGGCUACUGUGGAACAGUGAAAAGAAAUCUGUUGCUUCUUGCAUGGGUAUGGUGUUUACAUCUUCUUUUUAUUAUGGGUGAAAAGACCAACCAGUAUUGUAUUAUUUUUUUCAUCAGUGUACAAGAUUACGUGCUUAGGGAACCGCAGAGGACACUGAAGAUGAUGCAGGCAUUUCUGGAUCCAGAGGCUCGGUUUUCACAACUUGCUUUCUUUGAAGAGUGCAUGAAGCAAAUACGUACAAAUUUGAGCUUCAGCAACAUCUUUGAUGAAGAAAUUAGCUCAGCAAUUACCGGUGUAAAUGAAAUUGAAAGGGAGCCAUCUCAGCCCUCAACACUUUUUGAUAACACUCUUCUCCUGUUAACAGUUAGAAAGAAUUACUCCUGUUUUUCUCCAGUUCCAGGCAGUGGGAAGAAGGAGGGCGUGGGAAGGCGCUCCAACGCGUUCAGCGCUGCACUCAUCAUCUCUGCUCCCAUUCCAUUGACGAGGGCUCCCGUGGCCCUGCUUAGCUGCAAGGGAGGCUGGGAAGUGGGGUCUCUGGGAGGCUGUGUUCCCGCAGACAGCACUGAUUACUGUGAAGAAGUGGAGAACAGACUGGAGCAGGGUUGUGGGAAGAAAAUGUAUUCCUUUUUGAGAGGAACCAAACAACUACAGGUGCUAAGGUUUCUGGGAAUCUCCAUUGGAGUGACACAAAUCUUGGCCAUGAUUCUCACCAUUACUCUGCUCUGGGCCCUCUAUUAUGACAGAAGGGAGCCUGGGACAGACCAAAUGAUGUCCCUGAAGAAUGACACGACUCAGCACCUGUCAUGUCACUCAGUAGAACUGUUGAAACCAAGCCUGUCGAGGAUCUUUGAACACACAUCUAUGGCAAACAGCUUUACUACACACUUUGAAAUGGAGGAAUUAUAGAGAACGUCAAAGAAGGAAACCACAAAUUUAUUUUACUGGACUUGUGAAUUUUUGAGUACAUACUUAUAUGUUUCAGAAAUGUGUAGAAAUAAAAAUGUUGCCAUAAAGGAAUGACUAAGCAUAUAAUUUUCUACCCUUUAAAAUAAAGAGGGAAAAUUUCCAUUUUAUAAGUCACCACCUGGACAAUGGUUGAUGCCCUUUAUAAUGCUGAGGACAGAUCUAAUAUCCACUUUAUAGCCUGUAUAAGAUGGCAUAGUUUGACCAUCAUUUCUGAAGCCAUGUAAACAAGUUAUGCUAUGGUGGAUUUGGAGCUACAGUAAAGUUUGAUUUACUUCCAUAAGCUUGCUAGUAUAUCAAACACCAAUGAACUUCUAACAUAGGAAAUUAGGCAGUAUUAAUGAACUGUGUUGCUUGGUGACAUAUUCUUUUGAGAGUGGGUAGAUUAUACAUAAGAAAACUCUGAAGAUUGGUGACUACCUAAAUGUGAUUUUUUUUUUUUUCUGGUUACUAAAAUAUUACUUACAAGAGCAAAUUAACGCAUUGUCUUAAACUGAUCAGGGAUCUAUGUGUAUAUAAGAGUCUGUGUUAAGUCUGUAUAAUUCAGUAGAUUUCAGUUCUUAUAAUGUUAAGAAUAACAAUCAUGAGUGAAAAGGAUAAAUUUGUCCUGUAUAGCACCAUUAUUUUUAACCUUUCCUGUUAAUAGAGCUUUAAAAUUCCACCUUGGGCUUAUAUUACGUACAUAACUGUUAAUUUAAAUACUUAACCACUAAUUUUGAAAAUUGCCUGUGUGAUGCAUAGGAAUCAUUAUAAUUCAGAAUGUAGCCUCGUCUCUAAGAAGUAUUAACAAGAAAGCUUACACAUAAUGUAGUUCAUUCAGCAAAAUCUUGGAUGCUACCUUUCUCCCAAACUAAGUCUCUUUUUGACACUAACACUUUUUAAAAUGAGCUUACCUUUGUCUUCUCCAAACAAGAGGCAGUAGUCCGCAAGUAUGAAUAUAAUUCUACAGAGAAUAGUGUUCCUUUUCUCCAGCAAAAUGUCAUAAGAAUCAUUAAAAUAAAUGACAAUUUAACUAGA
Leptonychotes weddellii (Weddell seal) is the source of this 2154-nucleotide messenger RNA. NCBI's taxonomy places the organism in Eukaryota, Metazoa, Chordata, Mammalia, Carnivora, Phocidae. The record is from RefSeq and is a predicted model, not a curated record.